Molecule: messenger RNA, 1095 nt
Organism: Olea europaea var. sylvestris
Lineage: Eukaryota; Viridiplantae; Streptophyta; Magnoliopsida; Lamiales; Oleaceae
Product: S-formylglutathione hydrolase
Exons: 7
Coding region: 82-933 (283 amino acids)
Biological process (GO): formaldehyde catabolic process
Cellular component (GO): cytosol
Molecular function (GO): S-formylglutathione hydrolase activity
Source: RefSeq, a predicted model, not a curated record
UCCUAUCGUGCCACUUUCAGGAUCAGUAUACCGGAGAGACUUCCAGGGAGAGUAAGAGAGAGAAUUGUUUGUGUGCAGAAAAUGGAGAAGCCAACAGAAAUCAGCAGCGCAAAAAUGUUUGAUGGACACAACAAGAGAUACAAACACUUCAGUCCCACAUUAGGCUGUUCCAUGACCUUCCAUAUCUACUUUCCUCCUUCAUCCUCCCCUUCUCACAAAUUUCCAGUACUUUAUUGGCUUUCCGGCCUAACGUGCACGGAUGAGAACUUUAUAGCCAAAUCUGGUGCUCAGCGUGUUGCCUCAAGUGAGGGUGUUGCGCUGAUUGCCCCGGAUACUUCUCCAAGAGGCUUGAAUGUUGAAGGAGAAUCAGACAGCUGGGAUUUUGGCGUCGGUGCUGGGUUUUAUCUCAAUGCGACACAAGAGAAGUGGAAGAAUUGGCAGAUGUAUGACUAUAUUGUGAAGGAAUUACCAUUACUUCUUACUGAAAAUUUUCCACAGCUUGAUACAUCACGAGCAUCUAUCUUUGGUCAUUCGAUGGGCGGGCAUGGAGCACUGACAAUCUACCUCAAAAAUUUGGACAAGUACAAGUCGGUUUCAGCUUUUGCACCCAUUGUCAACCCUAUAAAUUGUCCCUGGGGUCAGAAAGCUUUCACAAAUUACUUGGGUGAAAAUAAAGCUGCUUGGCAGGAGUAUGAUGCCACUUGUCUCAUAUCAAAAUUCAACAAUGUUUCUGCUACGAUUCUAAUUGAUCAGGGAGACGAGGACAAAUUCUUAAAGGAACAAUUGCUGCCGCACAAGUUUGAGGAGGCAUGUCGAAAGGUUAAUGUUCCACUUCUCCUCCGCAUACAGCCCGGUUAUGAUCACUCCUACUAUUUCAUCGCCACCUUCGUUGAUGAUCAUAUCCGUCAUCAUGCCCAAGCGCUUAAACUGUAAUGCAAUAUGAACUUUACUUUUCCUAGACUUUGAAUGUAUUACCUAAACUCCAAAUCUGUUCUUGGUGUGGAACUUGAAAAGGUUGGUAGGCAGAAUGAAUGAUGGAAAUGGGAUUCUUUCUUUUUCUGCCAUAAUAUCUUAUGAAUUUCUAGUUGUGUUUAA